Molecule: messenger RNA, 2560 nt
Organism: Trichobilharzia regenti
Lineage: Eukaryota; Metazoa; Platyhelminthes; Trematoda; Strigeidida; Schistosomatidae
Source: the annotation of a GenBank genome assembly
AAAACAAAGUGUGUAACCAUUGAUCUAAAGAGGUGUGGCCUACUUAUACUCACUCAUACUAACAAGUAUUAAUCAAAACUAUUAAUAAUAAUAAUUAUUAUUAUCCUUCAACUGAAUUCAACAUUGCGUCAACAGUGUUAAAGAGAUGGGAAAAUCAACUAAAAAUAAAAAUAUCACGAAAUCCCUGGCACUAUCGGUCUUUAUGACAUGUUUCGGAUCAUCAUUCGUUAUUGGAUAUAAUCUGGGUGUUUUGAAUUUGCCAGCAGAUCAUGUUAAAGAUUUCUUAUCACGUACUAUUCUGGGUAAAAAUGUUAGUGAAGCUGAGAAAACAUCUACUCUGGUAACUCCAAGCUUUUUAUACGCUCAAGUAAGCACAGCAUUUGUGGUAGCUGGUGCUAUUGGAGCAUUCUGUUGUGGUCUUAUAGCUGAUAAACUUGGCAGGAGAAAUGGUUUACUGUUAAAUCAUUUAUUCGCAAUACUCGGUGGAGUGUUAUGCGGUCCAUGCGUGAGACUUGGACAACCUGCUCUCCUAUUUGUUGGACGAUUUUUAAACGGUUUCAAUUGUGGUGUCUCUAUUGGUAUAGCAUCAAUGCAUCUAACAGAAAUAGCCCCAAUUUCACUUCGUGGUGGUAUUGGUUCUUUGCAUCAACUGGCUCUGACUAUCGGGAUUUGUGUCGCUUAUCUGGCUACGCUAACAUUUGCUUUUAAUACUCCAGAUUUAUGGCCAAUUGCAGUAGCUGUUGGAUCUAUUCCCCCCUUUAUAUCACUUAUUGUUCUGCCUUUUUGUCCGGAGAGUCCUCGAUUUUUAUUUAUUAAAAAAGGCAAAGUGGCUGAAGCGCGUAAAGCUUUUACCCGACUGAAUUGUAAAGAUGAUAUUGAUGCUAUUUUUGAUGAAAUGACAGAAGAAAUGAGAGUGGCUAAAAGUCUCCCACCGUUUAAAUUCACCAAGUUAUUUACACAAAAAGAUUUACGAAUGCCUGUUCUAAUUGCUUGCCUUAUACAAGUAUUUCAACAACUCUCUGGAAUCAAUGCGGUGAUUUCAUAUUCAUCCACAAUGCUAAAAACCGCUGGAAUUCCAGACCAGUAUAUUCAAUUCUGUGUUGUAGCCGUUGGAGCAAUUAAUGUCUUCAUGACAGUAAUUUCUGUCUUUCUCAUUGAACGUGCUGGACGUAGAACUUUACUUUUAUGGCCAAGUGUAUUACUCGCCUUUUCAUUACUAUGUUUAACAAUCACGGUGAAUUUAGCCAAUUCCCUGAAGGAUCCUUCAGCAGCUCGUGCAGCUGGCAUAGUUUCAGCUGUCUUUAUCAUUCUUUAUAUAUGUGGUUUUGCGCUAGGGCUUGGCCCAGUACCUGGUCUAAUUGUUUCUGAAAUAUUUCGACAAGAACCAAGAGCUGCAGCUUAUUCAUUGAGUCAAGGAAUCAAUUGGCUGUGUAACUUGUUGGUGUUAUUCAGUUAUCCAAGUAUUAAUAAAGAAGAGAACACGAAGUUCAGCAAAGAUGACGAUCUUUUCGGCGAUUCCAUUCUCAAAAGCACCUAUACAACCGCAUUUAUAUAGAUUAUUUUACAUGGAUACAAAUAUUAUUCUUUGUUUAAUUCCACAUAGUAACGAAGGUGAUAAUAAUUUUCAACUUGAUAUGAAAAUUUGAAGGUACGAAUAUAGAUUACAAGGGGCUAAGAGACAAGAUUUCAUAGGAUUAGAAAAUAGUUACAACGUAUGCCAAAAUUAAUAUUUGAUAACUGGAGAAAUAAUUGAUGCAAUCGGUGGUUAUUCAUUUAUACCCUUUCUAAUCAUCGUUGUCGCCUGUUGGAUCUUCUUCUUUUUAUAUAUGACAGAGACAAAGAAUCGUACAUGUGAUAGUAUCGCGAGAGAUUUAGCUAGACCAAAAAUAGUCGCCUGUUCACGACCAUCAAGACUACAGCAUAAAAAUGAAGAACCAUUCGAAUCAAGUGAUUGAAAUGAAAUGAAGAGUAAUCACAGGAACCAUGAUAAAUUCAAUUUUCUACCAGCUAACUAAAUCACUAAUUCCCUAACUAACCAACUAACUAACGAACCAACUAUUAAACGAGAUGUAUUCAGUCCCUUGAUUAUCUAUUUUUGUGUAUGUUUGUGUGUGUGUGUAUGUGUGCGUGCUCGUGUCGUAUCAUCAGUUUUCAUCAAAAUAUCAAUUGCAUUUCUACAUUUUCUUUUGAUGAAUACAUUUUUUUUUUGAAAAACGUGAGUCUAAUAUCAACUUGUAAUGAACAUAAUUCAUUCCAAGAAGAAGAACUGGAAGUUCUUCUUCUUCUUCUAUUCAGCCAAUUCCAUUUUUAUUCAAAAUGUGUGAUGACAAGAAGCUUAAUAAUGAUGAACACGUAUUUGUUCUGAUCGCGUUGGCGUUUUUUCUUUCUUAUUUUAAAUUUUAUAUGUUUUUGUUUUUUACGUAUUUUGUAUGUGUACAAUAAUCACUUUUUCCCAUUAUUAUUAUUUUUUGCCUCAUCACAAAACAUAUUUUUGUGAAAAAUACAUGAUUUGAAAUAAAUUCCAGAGUAAAGUUUCUUUUAUUUCAUCAUUUGUUGAAAA